Messenger RNA from Gossypium arboreum, 1248 nucleotides. RefSeq lists its product as uncharacterized. Gene Ontology annotation, molecular function: heme binding. The record is from RefSeq and is a predicted model, not a curated record. The transcript is spliced from 8 exons. Bases 132 to 1190 code for a protein of 352 amino acids. Lineage: Eukaryota; Viridiplantae; Streptophyta; Magnoliopsida; Malvales; Malvaceae.
CUUCCUGUUGUUAAGUGCGACUUUGUUUCAUUGGUCAGCUAACGAAUGUAAUCCCAAAAAAAAAAGGUUACUAUAAACAAAACAAUAAAAACGGAAACACCUGCUUCUAUAACGACAUUUCUACCUCGACAAUGGUGGUUCGGUUCCUCCUACUAGCAUUCUUGGUCUUUGGGUUCGGUUUAACUAGACGGGUCAACUCGCACGAGGAAUCGGGAGAAUGGAGUUGUGUGUCAAACUCGAAGGAGAUGCACAUCCAGGCGGAUUUCAAACCCGGAAUCAUCACCCUCGACGGCUGCGCCGAUGAUUGGGAAGACAUUGAUGGGUCCGAAUUCUCCCUCCGCCCGGCCCUUGAUCCAGAUGAGAACCAUGAGUACAAAGAUGGGAAAAUGACAGUGAAGGCUUUACAUGAUGGAAACAGUGUCUUCUUCUUGCUCCAAGUUGAUGGGAACUAUGUCUACUCCAAAGGGGACAUCAAAAAAAGCCCAUCGGUGGCUCUCAUGUUCCAAAUCGGCGACAAUGCUACCUAUCAUAAUAUGGGCGGUUGUAAAGAACAAAAGGGGUCUUGUACCAACAAGACUUGCAAAGGCCAUGAAGUCGACCUUAUGCAUUUCGUUAUCGGAAACGCUAUACCGGGAAGGCUUUACGGUGGAGGUGAUAGUAGCUUUGGUCCUUUGGUUGAUGCAUAUGCUUGGAACCCACACUGUAGAUACCUUAAUGGAAUGGGUCCUUCUGGAAAUCAUUCUAGUGGACAGAAUAACUGGAAAGGAGCAUGGUGGCACAGUAGCUUUGCAGAUAAUUCAGGUUUUGUGGAGGAAGACAGUCCUUAUUCCAAAGGAGGUGAGAAGGGAACAUAUUAUUUCGAAUUCGCUAGGCCUUUGAGGACCAUGGAUCGUUUACAACAGGAUGUUCAGUUCACAAUUGAUUGGUCGAGCAAGAUGUCUGUUGCAUUCUGGUAUCCAGUCGAUGGGAAACAAUGGGUCGGGUCUGGACAUUAUACCAUCAAUUGCGAUUGGGCGUCAUUGGAUAUUGCAUUUGGUUCUAUCCUAACCGAUGCAUCAAGAAGUGGCUGGGACAUGGCCAGUGCCUUCGCCCUUUUGUUCUCAGUAGCAGCUCUUUGUAUAGCCAUAUUUGUUUCAUAUCACGUUUCUAGACCCAACACUGUCAAAUUUGCACCAGUAGAAAAUCUUUAGAUAGUAAUAAAAAGGUCUGCCAUAGUAAUAAAAAUGUCUGCUUGAGUACUUCGAACAA